AUGAAAAAUUUACUUUUUAAGUUAUUAUCAAUUCAAUAUAAUAUAUUUUCGAAUUCUAAACAGAUUAAAAAUAUUCAAAAUAAGAAACAAAAAAACAAUGAAAAAGAUCUUUCCAUUGUUAAUCUUAUCCAACAUAUUGAAUCAUUACCGAAAAUAAUUCAUCAUUUAUUCAGUAAAGAAAUCAAUAAUUAUCCUAAGCAAUCAUGUUGUCGUCGAAAAACUAAGAUUAUUGAUGAAAAUAAUUUACUAAGCUAUCGACAUAAACAGAAAAAUUAUAAUAUUUCUUAUUCAGACAAUCAUACACAUGAUACUGAAACAGCUCAUUUUAAUCGUUUACAGAUGCAUAAACAACUCUCAGAAAAGCAAUUUUAUCCUAACGAUCAUCAAAACUCGAUUUUAGUUCAUACUAAUAACGAUAACUUAUCAUCAGUAUAUCAAGUAGAAGAAUUUCCUCAAUCUCAAAUAAAAGCAAUCGAGAAUAGAAAUAAUUCAAUGACUCCGGCACAACAGAAAUCAUUACCAGUGGAUACUGAAUCAGAUAUAAAACAACUAUACAAUGAAAUGGACAUUCGAGAACUUGUUAAUACUGUUCGAACAGAGAUGAGUGCAUUGAUUGAUGCAGAUAGAAAUCCUUCGAAAGAACAAAUGGAAAUAUCUACUGCACACAAUCGUAAUCUUAAUUCGAGAAAACCAGUAAAAAAUAAAUCGAAAAUAAAAAAAUCUGGUAAAAGAAAAACAUCGAUAUCAAGAAAAAGUAGUUUAAAUAGUAAGACAACAUCAAAAAGUAAUAGUAAAUCUAAAUCUUCAUCAAAAACCAGAAAACAAAAAGUCGAUAAGGUAAUAAAGAAUAAUACAUCGACAGUAAAUACAACUGAACAAUGUAAUAAUUGUUGUUGUAAUUUUCUUCAUUAUUCUCUACGACAGAUAAUGCGUGAUGCUGAACAAAUGAAACAAUUUGCAUUAAAUAAUGCAAUGAUUGGAAUUGAUCCAUUGAAAUUAAAAAGUUCGAAUAAGAAUUCAUAUCCAGCUAUUUGUAUUCCAAUGUAUAAUUGUGAAAAUAUACGUGAUCAACGAUUUCCUACAGGACCUACUUUUACAACAAUCUCAAAGGAUGAAGAAAUCGAUGAGAAUAAUCAGAAUCAAGGUGAAAUAGUUAUACAAGAUAUAAAUACUCAACAUGGAAAAAUUCAAAUAAAACUUGAUCCUCAAUCAUUUGGAUUAGCACCAUUUUUUUCUCACCAAUACGAAACAUUUAUUAAAGGUCCACCAAGUUCAAUAUUUUUUACAAGUUAUAUCAAUAAAUAUCAUAAAUAA
This is a messenger RNA of Adineta steineri, 1314 nucleotides long. NCBI's taxonomy places the organism in Eukaryota, Metazoa, Rotifera, Eurotatoria, Adinetida, Adinetidae. The record is from the annotation of a GenBank genome assembly.